AUGGAGGUAGGAGAAAAUGUGCGGAAAAAAGCGUCGUCGGAAAUACGUUUCGCUGAAUACGGUAGGAGUGUUGAAGAUGACGAGGUAAACUCAAGAAAAACAUUGCUAAUCCUCUCGUCAGUUUCUUUUCAAGGAGCCGACACAAGAGAACAAACGUGUCAUCGAUUUGGGCAAUCCGGUGGAUGCAAUGAGCCUGAAUAAUGAGAAAACGAAGAUUGUUGUGGCUGGAAUUCGGGGCGGUAAGAGAUUAAGAACAAGACUUUUAGCUGAACAGCAAAUUACAGUUCUUCAAAUUGUAAAAAUCCAGUAUUCCCCGACAGACGUUAUAGAUGGACCUUCACUUAUCGAAGAUUUAGACUUGAGAACGUACCGGAAAGGAAAAGUAAGCAUUCUCUAUUCUGCGCAGAACGUCAAAUGGAAUCAGCUUUUCGGUUUGUUUUCAAACUAAAAAAAAUGUCUGUUUGACCGUUUUUCUCAGAGCAAUAUAUAGCCACGACAUCUGCAAAUGGCUCUGUCGUCUGUUGGAAUAUAGACCGGAAAAAUAGUGAGUUCCCGAAUACCGGAAGAUGUCAGAUGAAACAUUUAAAACUGCAGAAAUCGUGUACAAACUUCAUGAAAGGUCGGCUACUUGUGUCGAUUGGCAUGCCGAUGCCGGUUAUUUGAUGAUGUCUGGAUCUCGUGAUAGCACAGUCCGAACUUAUGAUCUCCGUUGUCCCACGACCACCAAGAAUUCGUUGAUUUUCUAGUAGAAAAUCCAUCUCAUACCAUGGAAAACAAUUAAUUUUCAGUGACCGAACCUGCGAAGGGAUUCAUGACAUGACAACUUGCAAGACAGCAGGUCUCGCCGACUACUUCCUGACUGGCGAUGACUGCGGCGUUCUUCGUGUCUGGGAUAUUCGAAAUCCUUCCAAGUGAGCGAGGGGACAUUUGCAUCCGCUUCCGCACGAAUCUUAACUCACUCUAUACAACCCGUGUUACCCUUUUCGGCGGCCACUCGCUGGCUUUCGCGUCAUUCGCCGGAGGGGGAAGACGGGCUCGUCCUCCCGCCCGGCUGCGUGUGAAUAGUUCAAAUGUGCAGAGAGCGAAUCCAAUUUAGUAGUUCCUCCUUCGCUUCUUCCACUCGUGCUUCACGAACACUCGAUCGCUUAUUUCAGAUGUGUUCAUCAAAAAGUCGCGCAUCGGUCGUUCAUUUCCACAAUCGCGAUGAGCCCCACCGACAAGGGGAUAGUGGCAACCGGAGGUGGAAGAGACAAGAUGGUUAAAGUAUGUCAAUCGAUUCUAUUUCUUUUUUCAUAGUUUUUAUGCAGAUUUGGGACUGGUCAGCACACAGUAUAACCCGCGUGGGCCUCGUAGAAACGACAGCACCACUGGGAAGAGUCGUAUGGAGACCGGAAAAGAGUUUUCACAUCGCCACGUGUGCAAGUGAGUCAAAAAAGAAAAAAAGAAACGAGAAGAAUAUCGAAUGUUUUGUUCUUCAGGUGUAAAUGAGACUGCAGUCCAUGUGUGGGAUAUCAGAAGGCCUUACCUUCCGUACGUUACGUACGACGAGCAUGGGGACAGUGUAACGGACGCGUGCUGGCCCAUUUCCGACUUUGACGUGUUCUUGACAUGCGGAAAAGACGGGCUCCUUAUGAUGCACAAUAUGGACACGGGACAUGUCGGUUUUUCGAACUCGAAACCGGAAAGACGCUCUCAUUUCAGACUCCCUUAUCAUAUGCUUGCGAUGUUUCGUUCGAUGUCACUCCGGACGGCACAAUCGGAAUCGCGGUGAACUCGGAAAUCCACGAAAAGAACGAGUCAAUUCUGGAAGCACAGUUGCAACUUCAAAGACAGAAAGGGGCGGGAGGGCCUCGGCGGCCUGUCCCCUUCGAAUUGUUCAACAGGCCCAUAAAAAGUUUGGUUGCAUUCGGAAUUCCGGAAGCUCUCACUUACAGCCUCCCGCCCACGCACUUUUAUGAAAUUGCCGAGCAAUACAGAAUUGGCGGAAUGGAGAUUGUGACGUUGUGUGAAAUGAACUCGAAAAUAGCUCGGAAGGCGGGCUUCGAGCACGUGGCACAAACUUGGCGACUCGUCGAGGCUCUUUGCGGCCAGGCGAACAUUCAGGAAGUCUACGAUCAGCUGAGCAAAGAGGAGAAAGAGCGGGUAAUCAAAGCGUGGAUUGUGUGAGUGAAAAUACGAUCGGUGCGUGGGUUGACAAAAAACUAAUUCAGGAGGAAGAAAGAGUUGGCCGACGAAGGACGGCGAUGGAUGGCGAAUAUGCGCGACUACUACGUGGAUGAUGUGAAAAAACGUGUGGCAGAGCGACUGGAAAACACUCAGAGUGUGACUGCCUUCCUGAAUUUCUCAUCCGAAUCAGAUGGGUCUGACAUAGAACCAAUCAGGAAGAAGAAGAAAAAAGAUGGCGAAGAAGAAGAAAAAGGAGAAGGAGAAGAUGAUAAUGAAAAUGAGAAAAUGAAUUUAGACGAGGAUGAUAUGCCAAUUCCCAAAAAGAGAGUUCGGAAGAAGCGGAAGAAUUUAGCGAUCGAUUAUUACUUCGGAGCCGGCGAGGCGAACUACAAAAGUGUAGAAGGGAAAAAGUGAGCGAAUUCCUAGUCGUCAUCUGAAUCCGAGUGUCUUCAGAGAAGUGCUUCAUUCCAACGAGUUCACGGGUUUGCGAAAUGAGGCGUUCCACCAGAGAAAUGAGGAAAAAGAGGCAAAGUUCUUCUGCAAGGCUAGGAAACAGCCUACGAGUUAGCCGUUGCUCUGUUUCGAGAUGAUCGUUAUUCACAUAAUUCCAGACGCAGACGAGUACGAAGAAUACAUUCGGGAGUACGAGGCAGAUUUCCGCGCGUGGUCUCCGAUGCUCGAAAUCUACCGGCUUUUGUUAUACCAUGCAGAACAGGGAGACAUACAAACGUGUGCGAACAUUUCGAUGGUUUGUGGAAAGCGACUCUUGGAUACGGUUGAUCCGUACACUGUGAAUGGAUGGGUCUACUGUUAUAUGGGUUAGAAGUGAAGUGAAACUCAAUUUACAUAUCGAAAUUUAUAGAAAUGCUUGAUCGACUAGAGCUCUACCUAGUUUGUGCCAAAAUACGAAAGUAUUGUUCUUUGGAUUUCAUCAGUUCCGUUUCUCGCGAGAACACAACAAUCCAAUUGUCUCAUGCCGACUGCGACGCUGUGAUCGUCAAUGGACGGUGCACGAAGUGUGAAGGUCAUGUUCAGCCGGACUGUACCGUUUGGUGGGUUUAUUACAGUGAAAAUCUGAAACUCAAAGGAAGUCCCGUUUUACAGUCGUGUCUCGAUUAUCGGACUGUGCUAUCAGUGCCACGUGUGUGGCCACGCAAUGCACGUCGAUCACGCCUUCGAGUGGUUCCAGAAGACGAACGAAUGUGCUUACGUCGGUUGUCUGUGUAAUUGUGGAAUGACCACGUGGCCAGACAUGGAACGGACGUUCAUUCCGAAUCCGGGAGUUCCGAGAAAACAUCGCGAUUUCAGUAAAGUCCGACAGGAAGACUACGAACCGGAUCCGAACCAAAGUAAGUACACAAAAGUUGCAGGUUACAUAAAUACGCGUAUUUGAACAGGAAUCGACGCCUCUCGGAUUGAUUCUGACACAGAUGACAACGGUCCGGAUGAAGACGAUGACGAUUUGCCUUUCACCACGAACAAGCUGCGAGACAAGUUCGGAGUGCCAAGCACCGCGGAGUGGCAGAGACCGUGGGCGAAACACUUGGCGAGGCUCUACACCGAAAGAUACAAAGAGCCGUGUCCAUUAGACGACGUGGAGACGGAACCUCCUUUGAGUCCGAAAUCGAUAAAAGAAUGGAAAAGAGAGCAACUAGUCCAAGCGCUGGCUCACGAGGUUAAAGAAAAAGACGAAGAAAUUGAUAUCGCUCUAGAUGUUCCGAACGAAGGCGAUGUGGCUCAUGAUGGUGUGGACAAGGAGCCUUAUACUCUUGCUUGCCUUUUGUCUGCAGCCCUAGAAAAAAGUGAAUCGGAAACGACCGAACAGAACACAGAAUCGAAAAUCACGGACGUUUUUUCUCCGACUGAGUUCUCCGACCAUCUAGAACUGAUAGAAGAGCAGAAUCAAGGAGGAAUUGAGGAUUAUCAAGAUGAAGUCAAUGGAGCUUACAACAAAGAGGUCUACCAGCAACGAAAGUUGAUGAAUGACGAAGAGCAGUACAAUGGCGAGAAAGAGCAGUUCGAAUAUCAGUUGGAUGUAGGGCAAGAAGAUGAACAGUUAGAGGAUGAGCAAGAAGUGGAAGAGGAAGUAGAAGAUGAAGAUCACGGGCUCAAUUUCGAAGUUGAGCAAGCGAAUCUGGAAGAUCUGGACGGCUAUUAUGAAGAACUGAUAGGAGUGGAGCAAGAAAUGUAUGAUGACGAACUCGACGAGGAAGCGUUUGAGAAUGAAGAAGAAGAACUGUACUCCGAUGAUUACAUCCAAUCAAUUGGCCCUAUCGGUCUGCAACCGCAUCAGCUUUUUUCCGAUAACGAGCGUGUAACUUCGCCGUCGUUCGGGUGGAAUAGAAAAGAAUUCGUCGACCGACUUACAAAAGUAAUGUUCGCGGAGUCGUCCGAUAGUUCUGAGGGUCAUGACGUGGGAGAGAUUAAAGUUGAAGAAAUCUUUGCAACAAGCGAGAAAGAUACGGAAGGACGAGAUCGUGAGAAAACAUUGAAUAUCGACAAACCGUCGAUGUCGGUGAGGGAGAAAGUGAUGGCCGUUUUGUGCAUGGUAAGGAAAGCCGGGCGAAACACCGCGAUAUUGUCAUUUUUCAGAGCAAGAAGCAAAAGAAACAGAUGAGAGCAAAACGCCAGAAGAAAAUGGACAAAGCAGUGCUCACCGGAGAAAGUGAUGUACAUGAAGACGCUUACGAUGAGUUCUGCGUUUCCACUUCUGAUGAAAAUGAUUUCGAAUCGGAAGGGGCCUCUUCUCCCGCUGAAUCUUCUUCAUCUCCCACGUCGUAUUCAUCUUCUGAAUUGUUCGUUCCUGUCCCCGCAGAGGUUGAAUAUUAUGAAGAUGAAGAAUGCGUCGAAGACAGCGAAGACUAUUCCGGCGAUGAGUCUUCUCACUCGGACGAAGAGACAUAUUUUUCCGAUGAGCUGGACAUUCAAGAUGACGAACGAGAAGUUUCUCCACCGGCCACUGGCGACUUAUAUGAGAAAGAACCGAGUGUAAGAUCUUGUCAUUUUGGCUUGACUGAAAUUGAUUCCAUUUUUCAGCCACUACGAACGAAACCUAGAAAACGGAAGGUAAGGGUUUCGUUCUACAGGGUCGAAUGUGCAGAAGGGACGCCAUGUCCAUUCCGAUCGCAGUCCCCUCGGUCAAUAUCGCCCAUCUCAACAAUACCCUCACCACGAUCGCCAUUCAGUUCCCGUACUCCUUCCCCGUCGCCGCCCCGUACCCCGCCUAGGUGUCCAUCGCCUCCACCUGCACCAGACCAGCCGCCGUCACCGUGGAGACUGUCCCCGGUUCAAGAAGAACCAGAAGAUGUGUCGGUUGCAUCGGGGUCCUGCUACUUUCUGCCUCCAGGAUAUUCGUCCACGAUCACCUCAUAUGCUAAUCCGCUUUUCGCGAGAAUCAAUAGCAGACCUGUUUCGAAUCCUGUGCCAAUUGGGACCGGUGGUCAAAUGAAUGGGAAUCGGUGGCGUACCGAGUCGUUGAUGACAGUUAUUGGUGACCGGGAACAAUUGGGAAUGAACGCCUUCAAUCCUCUCUUCCUAUGCAGUUCGUCGUUGCCGGCUGGUAACAAAUUUGCAUCUCCAUCGUCCAGCUGGAAAUCUUCAUUAGAAGAACAAACAUCAUUCAAUUCGGACGACUCAUCCACGUGGGACACGUACCCAAGCAGUCCCCCCGCAGCAGCGCGAAUGCUAAAGAUGGUUCCCGGGGAAGUGAGGGAACAUAAGAACUGGCCCAAAGAGUCUCCGCCUCAUCAUGAACCCCCGCCGCUGGAUGCUGUCCCAUUUGCACGAUGUUCGGAUCCUUAUUUGUUGCUAGCUGACCACAUUCCGGAUAAUAGGGAUCAAAACAGUCAUGCAAAUGAUACAAUCAUUCAGAAACUAGACGCAAAACGACGCAAGGUACAGAAGGAGGAAUCCGAUCAGUCAGACUCGGAUCUGUUCUCGACCGACGAAGAAGAGUCCUCUGAUCCGUCCGAUCUAGACGAUGAACCCUUCUUCCCUGCAACCGAAGAUUACCCGUUACCACCAAGAACUAUGCAUCCAUGGGAAACCAUGGAACAGUACGAAGAACGACUGCAGCGACAGAGAGAGGAAGAAGAAGCUGAAGCGAAAGAGAAGGAAGAAAAAGAAGCAGCGAAGAACGAAAAGGAAGAGAACAGGGUCAAGGAAGUAGAAAGAAGAGCGAGGGAGCAGGUAGAAGCUGAAAUAUCGAGGAGCGAGAGAAUGAAGAAAAAGUUUCUGGUUGAGCAGUCAUUUGAAGAUCCUGAACGUCCGAAGACUCCGAUGAUGAGAGAGCUGGAGAGGCUGAAAAAAGAAGAAGAACCGAAACGGAAGAUCAGGAAGUGGCCGACUCUCAAAAGAACCACGUUUGAUAAAACGGACCACGAAAUUGCUCUCAACAAGGCAAUAGGGGUAGGAAAACGAAAUGGAAGAGAAAAUUCAGAGUCAAUAUUUCAGAAUCUGAAAAUAUUAGAUCCAACAUUUGAUGAAAACGAGCCGGAGAUUAUCAAAAAUGUACGGGAGAAAGAGAGAUGUGUACGCUGUAAACACGAGAUAGAACAGGACAAGAUAGAGAAAAAACACAUACGGCAUAUCAAGAAAACGUGAGUAAAGCGAAUUGAUCCGGAACCUUAAUUGAACUUUUCAGAAUUGAUGAUGGACAAAUCAUCCUUGCGAAGUCGCUGACUGAUCCGUGUGUAGCCUUCCAAUUUCAUUAUAUGGAGUCAGUUGUUCGAUGCUGACGACUUUAUCAAAAUCAUACAUUUUUAGCUACGGUAACUUCCUGACUGACGUGGAAGAAGCGAACAGGACUGCAGCCAACUUCGUCGAGUUCAUCCAGUUGCUCUAUUUCGUCAAAUGGGAAGACUUGCUGCGUCCUGACAGUGAAUUCAUGCUCAAAGAGAUUUACGAAAUGUGGCUGGAUUACAAGAAGAAACGACCAAGAAUGUGCGAUUCUCACUAUGAGGAUUUCUCAUUCCGCUUCUACGCAGCUUCGUAUGCUCCACCCUUUUAACACGAAUCCUUAAUUUUUUUUUCAGAAUCACUACGAAGAUCAUGAAGCAGAUGUACAAGUACGAGCCUCUCCAAAUCCAACAAAGAGCCAUCAAAUACGAUUGGCUACACCCGAAGCCGUGUGUAAUCUCAAUUGACGACGACCCGCAGCUCAUCGACGAAAUGAUGGAGACGCCGGUCAAAAUGAAUCGUUCUUGGUCGGGCGAAGAACGGACGGCGGCGAAAGAGUACUGGAAUCUAUUCGGAAAUGUUCCUCUCCACAUUCGGACGGUCGACAGGACGAAAGCGUUGCCGGCGGCAGACGAGAAACUCGAAAUCGGGGACGACACCAACUACUGGACGAAGAAAAUGAUCAGGAAUGCUGCGUAUCAGUCGCGUACUCACGGAAUCAAGCUGACAUACACGAGGGUGAAAGAGCGAGACGAUCUUUUCCGAGUGCAGGACAGAUCGGUGGGAGUGCUCAAAGAGCGCUGGAAGGCCCGUCUGAAUCAGAUGAAGAACGAGACUCCUCGUUUCGAUUUCUCCACGAGCAGUUUCCAACUCAACACGCGCUCUAAGCUGAUUCACACCGUCGACGCUCACAACCCGUGGCCCAUCUGUCAGAUUCAGGACCAAGACCAUCUCGUGACUAUCCGUCCGUUGGUCACUCGCAAGUUCGUGGAGCUCAAGUCCCGUCUCCGAUCGAAAUUCCACGUCCGAAACAGCUUCGUCGCUCCAAAAACACUCAAAAAUACAAAGAUUACGGUAGCUAGAACUAGAUUAUCGUAAGAUCCAAUAUGAUCUUUUCAGAUGGAUGAUAUUCGCGAAACUCGUUCAUUCAAGCGAUUCGAGCCCAGGUUGAAGAAAAAUGAAGAACUACAAAAAAGUAUGAUUGAGACUUUUCUCUGCAGACUCAAAACUCAAAGUUUUCAGUGAUGGCACGUCAUUUCAAAGUUGUCGACAGAACGGAUUAUCAUAGGCGUUACACUCUGUACACGAUCAUUGAAGAAGAAGACGAAGUGUCGCUGAUUGUGGCGAUGCUCGAGGUACAGAAUUUGGGAGAAACAGAGAAACUGGAUCCGGAGGAGGUGUUCGCGCAAAGAAAGGAUAUCAGAGAGCGGGAAGAGCGGCAGAAGCUCGCGAAAAUGAAGGAGGAGAAGUACCGGAAAGCACUGGCCAACACGGAAAAGUUUGAAAACGACAAGAUGAAGAUAAUGAGGAACCACUGGCAGCCAAAGUUCCGGAAGACUCUUCGGACGGCGCGAAAGGUGAUGGAGAUCGGUCGAUUGUUGCAUGAAGAGGAAGUGCAGAAGUGGAUGGAAUUCCAAUACGAACUCUCGUUCGCACAGAGAACACGAAAAAGAAAGUCUCUGAUCACGAAGAAACAGUGAGUAUAAAUCCUAUUCUGCUCAUUUCAAAUCCUUUAUCUGAUUUCAGAAUGCUUGAGAAUGUUCCGGUAGAAUGGAAAGAUGCCGUUGAACUUAUAAACUUUGAGGAACCAGUUAGACCACCUUACGUUUCACCCUGGCCGGAAUUAAUCGAAAGACCACGGUCUCCGGACUUUUUGUUCAAUUCUUCGUCGUCUGAAGAAGAUGAAGAAAGUGAAGAUGAAGAGGAGAAAUCAGAAAAAGAGGGAGAGGACGGAGAAAAGAAGGAGAAGAGUGAGGAAAAGAGGAAAAAAGAGGAGGAGAAGAGGAAAGCGAAGGAAUUAGCCAAAAAACGAAAAGAAGAGGAGAAAAAAGAAGAUCCACGGGAAAUCUUGAACUGCGUCAACCUCACAAAGGUUGCCGAGAAGCUGCAGUACGACGAGGAAGAGAGAAUUGCGCUGGAGGAGAAUGACGAGGAUUGGGAGUACUCGGACGAUUCGACCGUGUCCACGUGGUUCGAUAACGACGUGGACGACGUGAUGAACAGAUUGGUGAAUGUGAACUACGUGGACGAGCACAUGAUUUUGAAAGAACGCGCGAAGGGAGCACUCGGUCAAAAGCUUUUGUUCGUGUGGGAGGGCAGGAAAGAGGAGGAUCCAUUGUCCGAUGACGAGGAGGAUGCUGCGUCACUGGAGCGAAUCGCUUUGUGUGUGAAGAAAUCGGAGAAGAAAAGAGCCACCGAAUUGCUGGAUGAGAACUACACAUUCAGAGAUGCGGGAGUGCCGGAAGGAGACAGAACGAAGGAGUUGGCAGAGGCAGAACGGGAGAUGGACCUGGACAGAUACGACCGGAAAGAGUUCAGACGAGCAGAGGUGGACCAGCUUCGAUUCUUCUUCAGGCAGUACGCAUUCGAUCAUACUAACACUAUUCGUGGGUUUUUUCGUAAAUGUUCUGCAGCUAACCGUAUCUUAUUCAGCUCCAUACUCAUGGGAUAACGCCCUCCAUGAACCAAUCGCAUCCCUUCAUCGUCGGGAGCUCCGUCGCGUUGCGAAUCGAGCUCAUAAGAAGAUGAAGGACGAGUACGAAGACAUGUGCGCGGAGGAAGAGAUUAUUGUGAAAGCGAUUCCGACCGAUGAAAACAGCCUUCUCUACAAAAUGAUCAACUUUUUGUUGUUCCGAGAAUCGGGCGAGAAUUUCCAAACAGCAUCCAAGCGAGUUGACGAAGCCAAUAGAGUGUUGAAGCCACUCAAGAAGUACGAAAUGUUCUUUGGGAAAGAAGGGCUCUGCAAACUUCAGCUCCUCGGGGAAGAACUGAAUGUAAGCGUAGCAAGCGUUAGAAAAUUGAAAAUGACUUGUUAUUUCCAGACGUCGAAAGACCUUCGUUCGUCGGUCACGUAUCUCAUUCGACAAUACGGAGAGAACAUGGAGAUUUCAGCUGAAAGAUUGGCGAAAUUCAUUAAACUCUGGUGGUACAACUCGCAUGAUUCUCUCGAGCGUUUCAUCGGAUGCCUAGAGGAGACACUAGACACAGAAGAACGAAUCUGGGAGGAUGUGGAAUUCUUCGACUCCCUUCCACAGAACAUUGAAUUCGUUAGAGACACCAUCGAUCAGUUGGAUAUAGCCAGUAUCGUUAACGAGAUUCUCUAUACCGUGGAGGCGUAUGUGGAAGAUAUGGAGCUUUUGUACAGGACCGCACAGCUUCCUGAAGAUCGGAUGGCGGGCGCAAGCAUGAGCUUAUUCGAUUGGCAUCGCUGGAAAUCCAUAACACACCGCUCGGUAGAAGCUGACCCCCGCAGACCGCGAUUCGAUAAGUUGUUCGAUACUGGAGUGUGGGUCAUGGAAACAGAGUCCGAUUCUAAGGAAGGUGUUGUCGAGGGAUCAUCUGGAUCUACGGAGAAAGCCGCCGAUUCUCCGAUGGAAGGCACGCCGUCUUCUGAUGACGCACAGAUUUGCAUAGAACUGAGCGAAUCGAGAAGGCCCUCGGAGACUGGAAUCAUUGGAAGUAACGAAGACAUGCGAACACUUCACAAGCCGGGCAAGUACGGUAGUCUGAACGAAGAAAUGAUGGCGUACUACAAAGCGGUCUACGAGAGUGUAAAAAAGGCAGAGGUGCUGAGAAUUCGGAAACGGACGGAGGAACGAGCGCAGGAGUUGAUGAGGAAGUGGGGAGUUACCGAACAGCAGAGAAAGUGGGACGAACAGGACAGGGAACGACGAGUGCACGACUACAUGAUGCUGAAUUGGGCUGUGAGAGAGAAGGCUUAUGCAGAAGGGAUUCUGGAGAAAUCGGAUGACGAUGACGAUGAAAACUGGGAAGAGAGAAUAGAAGAUUAUGAACGAGGAUACAAGGAAACUGUGGAUGUGGCCAUGUAUGCGAGGCAAGGAACGACCCGAUACGAAAUACUCGAAAUGUGCGGAUUGCCAGUUACUCUCGAUCACGAGAUGUUCCGUGUUGAAAUGGACGAAUGCCAGUCUGCUGCCACUUCGGUUUCCGAUGCACACGAAAUUCGUGACCUGAUAGAGGAAGACGUAGAGGACGAGGAACUUGAGUUGCCAACCACCGAUAUCGACGAAGACGCGCAGAGCUACUGCUCGGUCAAGCACGUUCUCAAACACGAGUUGUACUUCGUAAGUUUAUAUCUAUUUUCCCACAUAAACAGACGGAAACGUGUUUACAGCAACGCGAAGUCGUCGGCCGGUACCUCCCCUCGUGCAUCAUUCUCUUCGCUCCGUCCCAAUUCUUUGAAGAUCCUGUAGAUUGCGAUUGUGAGUACAGGAAAUGGAGAAGAAUUAUCGAGGGCAGUGACUCGCCGUAUUCGUUCAACUGGCUCGUUCUGCGGGAGAGAUUGCUGCGGAUGUGCCGAGAUGAGUUCUGUCCUCUGCUUCUCGAAAAGUACUUUGAGCCGGAGGAACGAAAUCACAAGAUGAUCAUGGAGGUUUGCUAAUCUUUUAGAAAGAAAUAUAAAGUAGUGGUUACAGGUUUUCUAUGGCCUCACAAUUAUUAUUGUUGUGGACACUGAAAUGAAUCCAUGGACGUGCCGAAUUGCCUCUCGUCACAGCGUAGCGAAGCCUGCUCACGAUCGGGUCUCUGAAAUUCGGAAAAUUAUGGUCGAAGAGUAUGGUUUCAUUCGGAACUCGGGCUUUUCAACGUUCAAACAUUUCAGCUCACAAAAAGAUCUGUUCAACUGGUUAGAGCAGUACAAGAUCGACAUGGAUGUUUAUUCUCGUUGUCCGGUUAUCACUGCUCGCAGCGAACCGCUCACUCCGGAGCACGCCGCGCAAUUCUCGAGUAUUCUGAUGGAUGAAGAAGUCCGCGACAAGUGGUUGAUGAUAACCAAAGACGAAGGAGUUCGUGCGUUAGAUGUAAGCGGGAACAACUGUCUUGCAGGCUACUGAUCUUUUUGAUUUAAGGCGAUCAUCAGAAUGCCUCCGACACCGGAGGACAGGCUUCCGGCGUGCAUGGCGAUCUUCCGUCCGAUUUAUGACGCGUGGUACCACACAUGGAAGGCGAUGAACGAUCAGAAGAUGAAUAAGACGGUGGUUAAAAAGAAGAGAAAUCGACUGAAGGAGUACUUGUACAAGACUAAGCUCAUCAUCAACUACGCGCAUCAGCAUUAUCGUAUGAAGAAGUUCGAUAUUAAGAACAAAGAUCCUUCUGAAUAUCAACGUGAGUAAUCAACAAUGUUUUCCUAGUAACAACUAAAAGUUUAGUGGACCGAACCAAUAUUCCGAGUGCUUCUCUGUUCGACAGGCUCGAUGAAAUCGUCACCAAAUUCUGUAAUGAGGAGUCUAGUGAGUUAUCCCGCAAUAUCACGCUGUUUUAUUAAAUGUAAUCUAUUCGCAGAACAUUUGAAUGAUGCAGACCGGACAAAGGUUAAAGACACGCUCAUUUCACUGGCUACCGGGAAAAUUCCUCAUUUCACAAUGAACUAUUCCACCGCUAUAGAUCCCAGAAAGACGGUUCGACAUUCAGAUUCUCAUGAUCAUGCACAUACAUUUUUUUUUCCAGGAAAAUGGCUACGAUGCAUUUUGCGAGGAAGAUGACAUAGAGAGCACAAUGCCAACAGUUGUGACGUUCGAAGAUCCGAUGCCGGGGUCGUCUCCGGCUGUUGCGUUAUGUGACACGGAAAAAGUAGAAGAAGAAUUGGAGUGGUUAAGGUCUUUGUACGAGGACGCAGACAUGCACAGACGACGGUGGAUGGCCAAAUUGCUUUUCGAAUUGUAUGAAGUUUUCGCGUUUUCACAAAAACACGCAUUCAUUUCAGGGCUCAAAAAGCAAUGUUCCGAUUCGCACCGCAUCUAGCCAAUUUCGAAGGUGCGCAGAAGAAGUUCGAGCAUUUGCUGACAUUGCAUGCGAAGCAGAGACCGCUUCUCGAUAUGAUGCUCACGAAAGUGAGAGGGACCUACUUUAUGGUAAUGCUUACGAUAGGAUACUCGGACAAUAAUGAACUCUUUCAGCCUCUCGAGACGAAUCUCUUCUUGUACGACCAGAAGCUCAUCACAUUCAGCGAGCUGGUUGAUUCGGAAACUCACCCGAAAGAUUGGAGUAAAAGAAAAGAGAGCUUGGAGGAGAACCGGCAACAGGAACCAUCGGAUCCGCAGGAACUUCUCGACUUCUUACACCCGAAAUCAGACGCAGAAUCUGAAUCAGAGCCGGACGAAGACGGAGACGCAGACUCGGACGCAAGCCCAGAGUUCGAUUCAGACCUCGAUUCCGACUCCGACUCCGAUGAAGAAUCCGUAUCCAUAUCCGAUUCUGAAUCUGGAUCAGAAACAGAAUCCAAUUCCGACUUCGACUCCGAAUCGGGCACCGAAUCUGAGUCCGAAUCCGAAUCGGAUUUAGUCGAAAGUGAAACCCGGGUUCUCUUAGAGUCGCCUAAUCCUUUCGAAUCCGCAGAAUCUUUGAACGGUCCAAAACAAGCGGGGCAGGAUGCGACGAUAGAGCAAACAGGUACACCCAAACUAAUGAUGAUCAAACUGAUCUUCAAAAUUUUUAGAUAUUCGAAUCGUAAAAAGGCGUUCGAAACCCAUCAAUCCAGAUGUGAUAUUCGCCGCCGAAAAACGAGCACUUGGGCCGUUCAAAUGGAAAGUGCGACGGGAGCUGAACGACGUUCUCGAAGGCAUUGCUGAUCUUGACAAAAGCACGCUGACAGACAAAUUACCGCCCAAAAAGCGUUAUCUGCUGGACUACGUUCAAAAUCUGAUUAUCAACUUCUCGGACACCGCCCAUUCGUCAUGGGGAAUGCUGAAAAUGAAGACGCGUAUCGGAUUGAUCCCUUCGCCGAGUCGGUUGAAAGCCAGGCAUAUCAAGAGAAUCAGAAAGGGAAAGGUAUGAUUUGAGAAUUCAAUUAUACUUAUGCAGUGAAAUAUCCAUGUUUUUUCUAGAAAAGCUACAAACCUCUGAGGGGGCGUAAGCCAAAGAUCGAUCCUCCGGCACCGAUUGGUCGCGUUCAAAAGAAAAGAUAUAAAUUCUAUUAAAAAUAACUUGUUUUAUAUGUGUUGCAUGUAAAUAUUCUUGUUUAAUAUUGAUGUUAUUUUGUUAUAGACCAUGUUCAGUUGUUUUUGACAGCCAUUGAAAAUUUGGGUCAGCCAGAGUGCUUUCAUUGUGAUUUUUCUCUCGAAUUUUUUUUUGUAUUUCUCAUUACGGUCAAACUAAACACAUCCAGGAAUUUAUUAAUGUCUUUUUAAAAAUUAUCUUAACUCUGGUAACUUGCCAGUUUAAUACUUUAUCAUCUCGGAAUCUUUUUUUUUAUUCUAAUCUCUCAGAUAUGAUACCCGGUUCGGCGCGACUGUUGCUCUGCAGAUGUUGGGUUCAAAAUCGAGCGCUUUGUUCGAAGAGCAGUCUGCCGAAGUUGGCGGUUGCGUUCGGCGUCGGUACUGCUUCUCUCAGCAAAAUCCGGCGUCUUCGAUGCGAAACGGAGCAGCACGAUCCGUGGCUUUUGGUCCCACAAAGAGUGCGUUCUGUUCGAAUAACAAAAUAUAAAUCGAGAAGAACAGGUUGCAGAAGAUCAUUCCGGUUAGAUCAGCAACGAUGGGAAUCAUCAGUAUGCCGUUCGCACUGAUCGCAGCCGCUUACACUGCCAUCAGAAAGGCGUUCAGGUACUGUAAGCACUCCAAAUGACCUAAUAUUGAUUGUGUUCAGGUGCCUUGGCUUGUUCCUCCGGUUCUCACCUCUCGUUCUCACAUAUCCGCUCACAAGAAUUGAAGCAAUUGAUGACCUUUGGUGGAAAAUGCUCGUGUGGGCUUUCGAGACCUCCGGACCUACUUUUAUAAAAUUGGGUCAAUGGGCAAGCACCCGACGGGACAUUUUCAGCAAGAAGUUCUGUGAUAGAGUCAGUGGAUCAUGUUCAAUCACUCUAAUUAAAUGUUUCUCAUUUCAGCUCUCGGUACUGCACAUUCAGACGAAGAAGAAGCGGCUUUUCCGCGAUAAAACGACGGUUUUAGAAGAUGUGUUCGGAGAGGGAUUUAUGAAAUUGCACGGCGACCGUGUUUUCAUAGACAUCGAGCCGUACUCAAUUGGCUCCGGAUGCAUUGCGCAGGUCUACCGAGGAGUCGUCGACGUUGCAGAAUUUGAGAAGGCCACGGAAAAGCAGAUUCCGGAGCUAGAAGGGAAGGCGACACAAAAGAUCGCCAUCAAAGUGGCCGACAAAGGAGUUGAGCAGCAGAUUGAGUUGGAUCUCUCGAUUCUGAGAACGGGAGCGUGGUUCAUGCAGACUCUCGUCCCUUCCCUCUGGUAUCUGGACCCUACUGGCGCCCUCGAGCAGUUUGAAAUGGUGCUGCGACGACAAGUUGAUUUGAGCAACGAAGCGAAGGCGCUCAAAAAGUUCUCGGAUAAUUUUCACUCGUCAGAAACCGGAAUCCGAUUUCCAAUCGUCCUUGGAUACACGAAAACAGCAAUUGUGGAGACAUUUGAAGAAGGCAUCUACAUCAAUCGUCUGGUCGCUGAAGAAGGACAACCGGAGGUGAGGGGCCGCAGUUUGUAUUCAUUGUUUACAACUUUUUCUUCAGUUAACAGCACGCCAGUCGAUAUCCGUUCGACGUCGAAUCGCAUUGAUGGGAGCCAGAGCACUUCUCAAAAUGAUCUUCGUGGAUAACUUCGUGCACGGCGACCUUCAUCCCGGCAACAUUCUGAUCCGCUUCAACGACAACGAGAAGACGUUGAAAGGAGUGCACAAAGCUCCAAAGGCAGACGGCGUCGUGAAGAGAGGAUUCGAAUGGUUCCGUUCUCUGAUCAACUGGCGGUCGACUCCGCGUCUUCGCUUCACCGAUUCUCCCGAUCUCGAGGACGAGCCGACGCUAGUCCUUCUCGACACCGGAAUCGCCAUCUCUGAGACUCCAAAAAACUUGCACAAUCUGAAGUCGCUCUUCAGAAGUGUCGUUGAGAAGCGGGGCUACGACGUCGGACGACUGCUCUUGACUCAGUCACCUUUUCAACAAUGCAAAGAUCCGGAACGAUUCUGCCGUCAAGUGGAGAAGUUGGUACUGAAAGCGAGGAGUGAAAAGAGUUUGAGAACGGUAAGUAGUCAUGUGAAAUUCAAAAGUAUUCUCGUUUUCUUUCAGUUGAACAUCUCCGCGUUGCUCUCCGAAAUGUUCACAAUUGUUGCCGAACACAAAGUGGAACUCGAUUCAGCAUUCACAACUGUAAUUCUUUCGGUGAUGGUUCUUGAGGGAUUCGGGCGGUCCCUCGACCCCGAUCUCGACCUUUUCCAAUGCGCCAGGCCAUAUCUUCUGAACGUGUUUGUUUAG
Molecule: messenger RNA, 16265 nt
Organism: Caenorhabditis sp. 36 PRJEB53466
Lineage: Eukaryota; Metazoa; Nematoda; Chromadorea; Rhabditida; Rhabditidae
Source: the annotation of a GenBank genome assembly